AUGGUGCUGGGGGCGGCCCUGAUGUCUGCUGGAACUCCUUGCGCGGCUCCACUGGUUAACCUCGCUAUCUCUGCUUCGGGCCGUGGGCAGCUAAACCCUCUGAGUGGAUUCACGGGGGGAGCGGCCGCAGUGAACUCCUCUGCCUUCUCGCUGCCAUCCCAGACGUGCUAUAACAGAUCGGCUGCUCCUCGGAAGGGGAGAGUUCACUGGGUUCGUCUGCUCCCCCGGGCAUCAGGUUUGAUUCAUCCCCACUGGAGAUUAAUCGUUUCUGUCGAUGUGCUUCCUCUCGCCCCACCCCUCCUCACCAAACUGUGAUCUAACAGUCGCCAUGUUCUUCCCUAUCUGCUCCUGUCCACCCUUCCCCAAGAAUCCACACCCUCCCCCCCAGAACAAGCCCCGUUCCCAUGCUCAUCGCUUCAAUACCUUCAGUCGUCCUCCCCCAACGUUAGCCCUAGUAUGCGAUCAUUGGCGUCCGUUUAUAGUGAGGAAGAGAUCAUCCAAUUUGAUGCCAAUGCGGGCACCUUAGUCCCGGAGGCAACUUUGCACCCAAACACUGAACCGCGGGAUGCAAUUGACCGGUCUGUUCUUGAUCAUCGUGUAGUUAAGAGCACAGACUUCAUCGUGGAACCGGCGACGGAUGUGAAGUUUCAGAAGGAUCUCCAGGUCCCGGGCUGCUCUUCUCCAUUAUCCUUGCUCGGAGCAGGUUUGGCGGCGCUUCUUUCUCAGCUUACAUCUUCAACCAAGUUCUAACUCGUGACGGCCGAUUGUAGCCAUGGCGGCGCCAUGAAACUAUAAGUAAAUUGACUAGUUCAAAUUUUGUGCAUCCUGGCCGCGUAGUGCGUUGAAAAUAUUCGUGUGUAGUAGAGGCCAUUUGCCGCAGGGGUUUGAAAAUUAUGGGCUCUCAAGGAGAGUCGAAAAAUUAAUAUUUUCUGACGAAAAUGGUCAUCUGCGGACUAAUCACCAGAAGGCUUCAUCUGGGCUCCUGCAGGCUACAGAGAGAAGGUCUUUGCAAUCAUCGGUGUGAAGGUUUAUGCUGCAGGGUUCUACGCCGAUGCCUCCAUUGCAGACAUGCUACAGAGCUGGAAAGGGCGGCCUGCCACAGAGAUCAUAGAGAGCUCCUCUCUAUUCGAGUCUCUAUUCGAAGGUGUGAAUUCUUCUCAUCCGGGGUACACUCAGCAUUCUGUACUAUGAACUAUUGCUAAACCAUCUCUGUUUGAUAGAACGUUUCAAGGUGUGAACUUUUGCAUUAUUUUCUUCUUCCCGUUUGAGAUUCUUGACCUUCUGCCUUAUGAAUUAUCCUAACCCUUAGACCCUAAAUGCAUCUAUAUGAACGCCAGGAUCCAACGGUGUGAUUUGCCCCCACACCUUCUUUUUUUGUUCCCAUCUGGGAAUAACGGUCGGUGUUUUGAGUUGCGGAUUAUCUUGAUCCAUCUCUAUAUUCCAAGUUAUGAAUUGUUAUUAACUGUUUUCUUCCCAUUAGGGCUGUUGCCAUCUCGAGCUAUGAAUGAAUCAUCACCAUUUAGCCCUAAACCAUAUACUUAUCCCUAUUGAAUAUUGAAUGCCACUUUGCAAGAUGUGAACCCUUCUGGAUCUUUUCCAUUCUCAUGUGGGGACAACCGGCAGCAGUCUGAUGGGUGAAUUAUCUCCAUUUAAGCCGAAACCCUAAAAUUCUUACCCAUAACUCUUUUCCAAAUUGUGAACCAAAUUAUGCCCAAUUUGACCAUAAGCCCACCCUAAUCUCCUCUCUAUCUCCCAUUAUUCUCCAAUCUUAGACCACCUUCUUGAUAAACAAAAAAGGAGGAAAGUUUUUCUUCUCAUUUUGAAGACAAUUGGUGUUCUGAUGGCACGUUGCGCAUCUUGAUGCUGCAGAUUACAGAGAGAAGUGCCUUCAGAUUGUUCUAGUCAGAGAUGUUGAUGGCCAGACCUUCUGGAAUGCCUUGAAUGACGUCAUCUCCCCCAGGAUAAAGGAGCCAUCUGUUGCUGACAAGGAAGCUCUGGAGACCUUCCGUGGGACCUUCCAUGGCCGCCCCUUGAACAAGGGAACAAUCAUCCUCUUGACGUGGGCAGAGCCCUCCAAGAUGCUGGUAGUUAAAACUAAUUGAUUAUGCUGUUCAGGAAUUAUCUGGAUUGAUUGAUCUUUUAGUGGGUUUUCUUCAGGUCUCCAUAUCCUCCAUGGGCUUCCCUUCUUCAGUGGACGCCACCAUUGAGUCUCAUAGCGUCGCCUCCACCCUCUUCGAUGGGUUCUUUGGCCCUUCUCCUGUCUCUCCCUCCUUGAAGGCCUCAAUUGCCAAUGGGAUCAUGAUUCUCCUUGAUCAAUGA
Messenger RNA from Spirodela intermedia, 2319 nucleotides. The record is from the annotation of a GenBank genome assembly. Lineage: Eukaryota; Viridiplantae; Streptophyta; Magnoliopsida; Alismatales; Araceae.